AUGGCCAUGUGGUCUAACUGGCUGAAGCCAUGCUGUGGGCGGAGGGCAGCCCUAUGGCAGGUAUGUCUGCUGAGCGCAGGCUUCAACUGUUUCCUGGUGGCUUGUGUCAUCCUGGUGGUCGUGCUGCUGUGUCUGGAGCUGCUCAUCGACACCAAGCUUCUGCAAUCGUUCCAGUUUGCCAGCAAUCAUCCCACUGGAUCAGCCUGGCCAUUCUGUUCUGUGUUCUUCACUGAGACGGUGUUCAGAAUUGUGGUGCUGGGGAUCUGGGAUUACAUCGAGAACAAAGUGGAGGUGUUUGACGGUGCAGUCAUAGUCCUGUCCCUGGCCCCCAUGGUGGCCUCAACGGUGGCCAACGGCCCCAGCAGCCCCUGGGACGCCAUCGGCCUCAUCAUCACCCUGCGCAUCUGGAGGGUCAAGAGGAUCAUCGAUGCCUACGUGCUGCAGGUGAAGGUGGAGAUGGAGAUGGAGAUGGAGAACCAGCAGUAUGAGAAGGCCAAAGCUGUCAGGGAGGAGCAGCUGGAGAGACUCACCCAGAUCUGCCAGGAGCAGGCAUUUGAGAUCAGGCAGCUGCGGGCCCACCUGGCUCAGCAGGACUUGGACCUGGUAGCAGAGCGAGAGGCUGCCAUGCAGAUCCACCAUGUGUGGGGCAAGCAGAGCAGCAGCUUCCAGGAGGUGGACGGCCUGGCCCCUGGGGGCCCCGAUCAGCGAGGCCAGGCUAAAGCCAGGGAGGCAGCGGCCUCUAGAGAUCAUGUUGUUCAAGAUGACAUGAACAACUACAUCAGCCAGUACUACAGUGAGGCAAGCAGUGAUGUUGGGAUCCCAGACCCAGCUCGUGUCAUCACCACUGCAGCCAUAGAUGUGCACCUGCCCAAUAACCCCAGCCAGCUGCCCUCGUCUCUGGUGAGUGCAGAUGCAGCGUCCAGCUGUCUGCAGCGGACGGGUAGCUCUGUGAGCGAGGCCUCCAACACCACCGUGUCCCGCUCUCGCUCCAGCUUCAGCGCCCACCAGCACAGUAUAAGUAGCCACACCCUGGGCUCCACCACCGACUGCAGCUCCACCGUCCGCGAGGCCUCCACCUCCACAGACUCCUACAGCGGCCAGCGCUGUUACCCCCCGCCCUACUGCAGCCCCCUGGCCCUGGGCACACAGCCUGGCCCCAGAGGACACCCCAGCGCCGUGGUGCAGGAGUUGCUCUCCUCGCUGUCUGAGGACUCCUGUCUGGGCCAGAAGGGCUUGGACCCUGUCAACCUCAAAUUGCCCAGCCCUGCUGGCUCCACCAAGACCAGCCCUGAGCUGCAGCACAGGCUCAACAUCUACAACAAGAGGAACAAGGAGAGCCACAGAGGCUUCCACACCAAGCCCCUCAUCCACCUGCAGGCCAGGGAGCCUUUCAUGGAGGAGAAGUACAGGCUAUCUCAGGCAGAUGCCACUGUCAGCAGCCUGCCCGAGACAUAGGAAAGGGCUACACAGGGUAUUGUAUCUCUUAGCCAGCAUUGACUCACUCCUCAAAGACCCUCCUGAAACUCACUGACUAAAACUAAAGACAUGAACUCAGAGGCAUCCUCCACUGGCAUACAGCCAUCUUCCUCAUUGCCAAAAGCACCUUGGGACUGUGAAUGGCAGCUCUGCCAGCACAGCCCAUCGUCCAUUGAGGACAGGGAAACAUGCUUUAGUGAGCAGGCACAGAACAUCUAUCAGGAAUUGCCACAAUAAAUGAGUAUAUGGAGUCACCAAAAGAAACCAGCAUUAGGGCAUUAGCCCAAGCUCUGAGGUAGCAGGGCUCAGCAGAAAUGUGACUGGCUCUGAUGCUUUUGAAUGUGAUAUAAUUUAGCGAUGGGGCUGGGUGUGUGUGGGUGGAACUGGGUGGUUUGUUUGUCUGAUAUACUUGCUUAGGGAUUGGAGACACUAGACUGAUCACAAAACAACUACUAAUUGGCUAUCAUAUUAUGAUGUCAUGAGCCACACUAAUCAGACAUUUUAUAAACAAACCAUACUGAAAGUCAACCUGGAGUUUCUCGACCUCAACAUUAAGUACAGUCCUCUCUGAUCGGACUAAUGCAGGGUACAUUUGAUCUAUGUUCUAAUGUGUUGAGCUGUGUUCUCAGCUUAUUUCUUACCUUUGUCUUUCUACAUUAUCAAUGCUAAAGUUUGUAUUCAAAUGAUAUGACAAAAUAUUUUUAAGCCAGACAAUUGAGGGAUGUUUCAGCUACCAAAUCUCAAGGGGUUUGUAAUUGAAGAUGUUAUGUAAAGUGUUGGUCAGAAGAAAAAGUAUUAUAGCAUGGACCUUUAAAAAUAUCUGCUUUUAGACAUGGCAAUCUAAUCCGUGCACUUAAAUGUCAACAGCCAUUUUGUAAAUUGAUCAUGAAGGGAAUUCAGUGCAGAGUAAAAGCAAUUAAAAGGCAAACAUGGUAAAAGAACAGUCAUUUACAGUCAGUUUUAUCAUUGAUACCAAGACCUUUUGGGGGACGACACAUUAAUAAAAGUGCAUUAGUGAGGCAGGUUUAGACUUCCUGAAGAUUGCCUUUAUUGUGACGCUACGUUAAAUACAUGUUACAAAAUAUGCAUUAACAGGGAACAAAAAUAUCACCUACGCCAG
Messenger RNA from Salvelinus sp. IW2-2015, 2596 nucleotides. Lineage: Eukaryota; Metazoa; Chordata; Actinopteri; Salmoniformes; Salmonidae. The record is from RefSeq and is a predicted model, not a curated record.